Brassicogethes aeneus is the source of this 8979-nucleotide messenger RNA. The record is from the annotation of a GenBank genome assembly. NCBI's taxonomy places the organism in Eukaryota, Metazoa, Arthropoda, Insecta, Coleoptera, Nitidulidae.
UUUAAAGUGUAGUUUAAGGUAAUUUUUACUGUUUUUUUUCAUAGUGAAGAUGGGUGACGAGUACGAAAAAAAGUUAUCGAGUUUGGAAAAGUAUAUUCCAUUUUUGAAUGAUAUGCUAGCACAGUUAAAGGAUUCAAAGAAGAUAGAUAAAAAAAAACAACUGAAUAAAAUGGAAUUUCUGUACUCUAUUAUUACGAAUAGAAGGAAAAGAGUCAAAUUUGAGAGCCUACAAAAAUGCGAGGACGUCAUUAUACAGCUAUACAAUAAAGUGAACAAAAAUCCAGCCCAGAACGAAGCCCCUGUUAAAUCGAUAGAUUCGUCUAAAUUAAGUCCUAGUCCUAGUCUGCCACGAGAUAUAAUUCAUAGCAAACCCAUGGUCAUGCCUUCAGAAAAAGUUGGAAAACCAAAUAGGGUUGAAAAUGAUAAUUUGUCCAGCGAACCAGUCUUCUAUCCGUACAGCGUAUCUGGUGGUUCGUUAAACCAAAAUAAGUCCAUUUUGGACUCCAACGAAUUCGACAUAGCGCUCUCGAAACCACCUAUAAGUUUGGAUGAUUUACAAAGACUUGAAGAAGAUGUACGUGACAAAAUAAUAAACUCGCCUCCUGGCAAUGCACUGGAUGACAAAUUUUUGGACGACUUUUGCGAUUUGAAUAAAAUUAUCAACCUUGAAACUAGUAGUUUACCGGAAAAAAAUACAACCAAAUUGCCUGUUAAAGUACCACCGAAACUUUCAGAAUGUGUAAAAACUGGAAAGACGAUAAAAGAUUCUGACAGUAUUUUUGGUAAUACGCUAUCAAAAAUCGAUAAUCAAUUAUUGGAAAAAAGUAAGGAAAAAGAUACUAAAAAAGAGAGGACUUCAUGUAUCAGCAAAGAGUAUAAAAAGGAAAGGAUUUUAAGUAAAGAAAGUAAACAUAAGCACAAGAAGUACGACUAUAAGAAAUACCAUAAAGAUUACAAACAAAAAGACCAUAAAACUGUCAUUAAGACUAAAGAAACUAAAAGAGAAGAAGGCAAAAUAUACAUUAAUCGUGGAGAAAACGACAGCAACAAAAAACCUUCUGCAAAACCCGACAUUCUAAAAUCCAUUUCUGAAAUCAUAGAUGAGAGUAAAAAAAACGCGUUUAAAAUACCUCUACUAGGUAAAAAACUACCAGAGACUAUAACGAGCAGUAGUGUACAAAACGUUCCUGUUCAAGUGGUGGAACCGCCAAAAAUGGUGCCUCCACCAAAUUUAGCCGAAUUCAUCAGGAUUGACCAAAAUGUACCAACGAAUAGUUUUCAUUACAUCCACAGACAACAGAAUAAUAUAUCUGUACCUAUACAGCAUAAUUUUGGAAGCCCUGAUUAUAACAACCCCCACAGUAAUAGGGUGACGCCCAUAAUAAACGAACAAUAUUUUACAACACCAUACUUUAAUAAUGCACCAAAUGAACACAGACCAAUUCAAUUCAUAGGUCAGCAACAGCAUGAUAAGCCAGAGUUCAUGGAGGAUUACCAGUUCAUCCAGCAAAAUCAAUUUAGUUAUGAACCCUCUCCUCCACUGAAUAGAUCUCAGUAUAGUUUGAAUAAAGAUAAUAGAGACCCCAGAAGUUAUAAAGAGCAACAUAAACAAUAUGAGAAUAAUGAUUUUAACCAGCCACAAACUUCUAAGUUUAGAGAGGAAGACUCCAGACCAAACUUAAGGGACCCUAGACUAGCCAGAGUUGACCCUAGGCAGCGCAACCGUGACCCUAGACUAAACAGAGAAGAUCCUAGACCACAAAAUCGGGAUCCUAGACAGUUCAAAGUAGACGAUAAACCUAGAGGUCGAUCUAAAGAAGCAAAAGAGGUUGGAGAUACGCAUGAUUCAAUUCGAUACAAAAACCAAUUCGAUAGGGUUUAUAGUGCUAUGAAUAAUAAUAGAUCUAGUUCGGAUGUCGGCGACAAAAACAACAACUCCAGAACAGUUUACGGGGUUCAGAACUUCAAAAUCCCAAAAAUCAUAAAGGAGGUCCAUAUUACAAAAAGUGCAGAUGUUGAAUCUGAUCUUAACUUGGAAGGAGGACCAGAAAUUAAUUCUCUAAAAGAACCAGAACUUGUAGAGUCGACAUCGGAAACUAUUACUGAAACAGUAUCUUCAAGUGUACAAGACGACGCCAAAGAAAAAAGUGCAGAGAAAGCAGUAAAGAAACAACAUACACAAGAAGAUAAAGACGGAAAACCCGAGACCAAAAACGAUAGCAGGAAAUCGGAGCAAAAUGUUUUGGCGCAAUUUUUCGCCAAUCUGAUGGGUAGCGAGGAUAAAAAAGAGAAAAAAGGUGCCUUUCUAUCGUUGAUGAGAACUUUUAGCGACAGUUUCAGUGAUUCGCAGCUCGAGAAAAUUUCGAAUAUAAUUAAAGAUGAGGAUGAUGAGGCUGCCAAAAAAACUGCAGAUAAAUCAACCGUAGAAACCAACAAAGAAAAAGAAUGCCCGGUUGUUGAUCAAGAAGAAGAAGAAGAGGAACCUUCCAAUAUUCAGGAGGUUAAAGUACGGAGGAAACCUGGUCCUAAACCAAGGAAGAAAGGAACAGAGGUUUUACAGGCUGACCCAGUAAAAGUCUUAGUGGGGGGACGUAUAAAGAAGUACAAAAGACCGACUUCGACAAGAGUCAAAAGACCGACUUCGACAAGAGUCAAAAGACACAAAACAGAAUUGGAUCUUUUACACGAAAAUAUUCAAGACAUGUUUAUAAGUGAUGUGUUGACGGCGAAUAGCAAAAGAUUAUGUCGCAUGCCAAAAUCUUAUCCACAAGCAUUGAAUACAGACAUGAAGGAUGAAGAGAAAGAUAGUAAAAAGAAGAUUUCACGAAAAGAAGACUCAGUGGGUGUAAAACAUAUGUCGAACGUUAAGGUUGUUAAAAUAUCGCCUAAAGAAUCUUUAGAAACUGAAGAUUCGAAACAUGGCAAGGACGAAGAAGACAAAAACACGCAAAAAACAAACAAACGUAAACGUGAGACCCUCUGGGGAAGCGCUUUAAUUAAUAAGUGGAAAAAGAAGAAAACUGAUGAAGAUAAACCAAUCGUUGCACCAGACGAGGAAAAAAACAAAACGCAAUGCAAGUUGUGUGCGUUUACUGGCAAAUCCUUGACGCAACAUUGCGUUAUGAACCACCCAGAUGAAGACGUAUGGUCGUCACGACUCACAAAGGAAAACGCCAAGUUGGCGCUGGAAGAUGCCAGAGUAAACAUGAAAAAAUACGAAGAGUUGACAACCGCGUUCAAGCUUAAACGUAAAUACAAAUUUGCUUGCCGCUUUUGUACGCAUAGUAACUCGAUGCGUCCCAUUGCGUUCUACGAUCAUGUCACAAUGCAUACGGGGGAAUUUAGGUUUAAGUGUCAAGACUGCAACUACGCCAAUAAUAACAGCAAUGGUUUGGGGGUUCACAUACAGAAAAACGAAGCCCAUCAACGACGUGUUCUACCCAGUAAAUUAUCCGGUUUAUACACAUUUUUGUUCAUGUGUAACGAGUGUAAUUAUUGCCAAAUAGACGAGGAGAAUGUUAAGAAACACGCAAAGAAAUCGCACGGAAAAAACGUCAAGAUUACAAAGAUUGUAUCUUCCACAUUACCCAUAUUAGACGUGGACGAUGAUUACCUCCAAAAGAGAAGAAUGCAGUUGGAGAAAGACGAAGUAGAUACGACUGUUAUCGAAAAGAAGAGACAUGUCAGAAAGGCUAUCAUCGACUAUACAACGUCUAAAAUAUCAGAAGAACCAACCUUAAAAAAAAAGAAAACUUCCGAUGAAACGGAUUCUCUAAUGGAGAACCUUAACGCACCUGCAAAUUUGGAUUUAUCCAUCAAAGAUGUAGUAUUACCACAACGACAUUCAAAAAGGGCUGCUAAAGAAAAGGCGAUAGCCAAAAUAAAGGCACAACUGGAAGAAGACAACCCCAAAAAGGAUAAAUCUACAGUUUUGCCAAAUCAAUUUGAGGAAGAAGCUACACUUAUUAUACCUGAGGUAGAAAUACAGGGCAUUCAAAUCAACGAUACUGAUAUGAAUGAAGAUAACGAAAAAAUCGAGGGAUUAAAGAAAAUGGAGGAUGUAAACAAAUUCGUAGCUACAAAUCGCAACUCUCUAAAGUUUGUGGAAAAAUUGAGUUCCAGGCUACAAAACAACAAAUCAACAGUUUUGCAAAAUCAAGUUGAGGAAAAAGCAACACUUAUUAUACCUGAGGUAGAAAUGCAGGGCAUUCAAAUCAACGAUACUGAUAUGAAUGAAGAUAACGAAAAAAUCGACCGGGAAAGAUUAAAGAAAAUGGAAGAUGUAAACAAAUUCGUAGCUACAAAUCGCAACUCUCUAAACUUUGUGGAAAAAUUGAGUUCCAGGCUACAAAACAACAAAUCAACAGUUUUGCAAAAUCAAUAUAAGGAAAAAGCAACACUUAUUAUACCUGAGGUAGAAAUGCAGGGCAUUCAAAUCAACGAUACUGAUAUGAAUGAAGAUAACGAAAAAAUCCACCGGGAAAGAUUAAAGAAAAUGGAGGAUGUAAACAAAUUCGUAGCUACGAAUCGCAACUCUCUAAACUUUGUGGAAAAAUUGAGUUCCAGGCUACAAAACAACAAAUCAACAGUUUUGCAAAAUCUAGUUAAGGAAAAAGCAACACUUAUUAUACCUGAGGUAGAAAUACAGGGCAUUCAAAUCAGCGAUACUGAUAUAAAUGAAGAUAACGAAAAAAUCGACCGGGGAAGAAUUAAGAAAAUGGAGGAUGUAAACAAACUCGUAGCUACAAAUCGCAACUCUCUAAACUUUGUGGAAAAAUUGAGUUCCAGGCUACAAAACGAGGUUUUCGAUAAGUUAAAGCCAGAGGAAGAAGAUGGUAUACCUGAAUUAGUUCCACUUCCUGCUAUAGAAGUACCAGUAACAUCUUCAUUGCCAGUAGUGGAAACUUCAAUUAAAAAACCUGUUUUCGUGGAAGAACCACUACAGAUAUCAAAUCUAAUAAACCAAGUUCCGCAGAAGUCCAACAGUUUUAUUGCCGGUAUAAUUGGCAAACUAAAGGACUCAUUAGACAAAAACUUAAGUGAUAAAGAUGACGACAGCAGUAGGCCGCCGAAUUUGCUGCACCUGAACGAUGUUAACGAUAAAGCAUCUUUGGACGAUAGUGUGAUAUUGAAUUAUCGCUACUUUAAAGUUGUUAAAAAAGACGAUGUGUUAACGUAUUCAUGCCAAGUACCCCCUUGUGUGUACAGCUGUGAAAAUCAGGAUUCGUUCAUGAAACAUUGCAAGGAGCAUGGAAAGAUCGAUAAAGUAGAUUGCGAUGUUUGUAAGCUUACCAUCGAUGGUGGUAUGAUGGACGACAUGUUUCGACAUGUCUUGAAUGUGCACUUGACUGAAUCCGAUUCGUUGAGCGAUGACAAAUUGUCCACUGUGGUCGAUAGAACACCCGACUUAAGUAACAGCGAUAUAGAGGAAGAUAACAUAGUUACAGGAGAUAUUAUUGAAAGUAAAAACCCGGGACAAGACAAGAACCCGUUAAAAUUAAAAAUCUCUGAAGUCGUUGUACCUCCUCUUAGACCGCUAAAACUAAAAAUACCCAGAAUUAAUUCUAAAAUAUUCGGGUUUAAAAUGAACGACAAGCAGUUAAGAAACCCGAGGAAAAGUAAGCAAGCCAUGGCUAAAUUUUUGACCGCUUUAAGCGAUCUAUACAAGUGCCCGGCGUACUCUUGUUUGUUCUCAACGAACGUACGCGACUUUUUCGAGUCUCACCUAAAAUCGCACAAAAUGUGGGCCAACUCCUAUAUACCCUGCGUGUAUUGCGACUAUAAUAUCUCUUGUGAGCACGUCACCACCCAUAUAGACGUAAAACACGGCAAUUGCCGUUACGCUUGCGGCUACUGCCUGUACAGAACCGUGAAUUCUGAUUAUGUUUACGCGCAUCACUUACAGAGGCAUGGAGGUAAAGGAAAACCUAUAACUGUACAAGUUGGCAUCACUGCAGUGCGUUUGGCCGCAGAAUCACAAAACACCUCUCCGUCAUUGAAUAUACCGAAAUAUUGCAAACCUUAUCAUUGCAAACCUUGCCAGAAAUCUUUUCUAUUCGAGAACGACUUUAACCGUCACUUGUUGCGUCACAACUUCGUGGACUUGAUGCAAUGCGGAUAUCCGGUUGUAUGUUCCGCUUUGGAAUCCACAAACAAGAUGGUUCAGCAUUGGAACUCCGUGCACAAUGUGUGCGCAUAUCAGUGCGGAUAUUGCUACUUCAAUGCGCCCAAUCAGGUUACCACAUUCCAACACCAAGUCGCAAUACAUUUUAAUCAAAGUCCCAUGGUGUAUUGCAGAAUUAAUCCCAACGAGAACAUAGACAACCUCUUCUACGGCAAUGAAGCUUUGGCCAUGCUUCCGGUUCUACGCCAACUUCCGGAUUCCAUGAAGCAACCGGAAGCUCCAUCUAAAGGUCAACCAAUCAAAGUUACCAACGUUUACGCCAAAGAAAAUUCUUUACUGGAUUCGCCGAUAAAAAUCGUUUCCGGGUUAACGACGACGACCGGAAGUAAGCUUUUCCAAGUUUUGCCGAGCGAGUCCUUAAUAAGUUUGGCGACUAACGCGAAGUUCCAGAUUUUAAAGCCUAUUCCUAAUAGGUUUAAUUCCCUGUUUUCGCUUGCCAAGCUUCCUCAAAUCACUGUAACCUCUAUAGUAUCGACUUCUUCAUCUUCUUUAACAUCCCUACCAUCCGUAGUACCGACCUCAUCUUCUUCAUAUUCUUUAACAUCCCUACCAUACAUAGUACCGACUUCUUCAUCUUAUGUAACAUCCCUACAAUCCACAUCUAUAGGACAAGGGUCCUUUUUACAACAAACUUCUUCUUCGGGAAACUCGCAACCAGCAGAGAUAGGAAGGAUUGAAAUUCCUCCGGUAGAAAUUUCAUCGAAGACGUCUGAACUCCCGGAACAAUCUGAAGUGAAUUUUUUUAGCGUUGCGGACUCUGAAAGGAAGAGUUUAUUGCAAAAGAACGCCACAUCUUCGGAAGACGAAGGAUCCGAGAAGAGUUCUGACAAACGCUGUCUUGCCGGCAAAGACCUGUUCAAGUGCGCCUACUGCGACUGCGCGUAUCCCAACGCCAACGCCUUCAAAUACCACGCGGCGUUCUCGAUCACGUGUCGAUCGGCCACCAAUCAGGAGACGCCGUUCGAGUGCGCGCACUGCAAACGUCGCCUAAACAGUGCGCAGGCGCUGGUAGAUCACAUUCAGUACCACGGCAACUUCAAAUACUCUUGCUCGCUGUGCGAGGACCAGUAUCCUUCUGCUGCGCAAAUAAGGAGCCACAUGAAAACAAAACACAACGUCGCCAGUAUACUGUUAACGCCCCUUAACAACCAGCAACACGACACCCAGGAACUGCACGAGUUCUUGGUGCGACCGCGGUUCGCGCAGGCCGCCGCAACGACCGCCACUAAGGAAAAAUCGGAAAGCAUGGAAUUUAUGCCCGACAAAAUCGACCGCAUCCCGUCGCGGGCGAUUUUCACCGCGCCGCUAAAGUGCGAAAUGUGCGGGUACACGAACAAAGUGAGGGCUAACUUCGUGCGCCACUUGAGGAUGCACGGCGAGGGGAAAGAGGUGCCCCGCUCGGCACCUGUGAAUCCCCUGCCCUCUUCCGGCAAGAAAAAGAAGACGUUCGAUAAGAUGGCAAACAACUGGUUCCAAGGAGGCGGAACGGGCGGCCAAGAGAAAAGUAUAAUACUAUUGGACGAUACAACGAUACAGCCUAAAGCCGCUAAAAUCUCAAAACCCUCUACUUCUGCAACCCACCACACACCACCGCCAUCUUCGAUGGAUUCUUCCAUUGAGACAGUGGCGUCGGGAAGUUUCUCAAAGAAAAAAUCCCUUCACGUAAGCGAGGAUUUCAUAGCGAAAAUCAACAAGGACGUUAAAAAAACCGCCAAACAGCUGGAAAAAUUGAAGAAAAGCAAAGAAGUCGUCGUAGUUUCCGACGACGAUGCGCAGAAAACCGAGGAAAAACAAGUGCCGGAUCCCUACGACCUGACUCACUUGAUUAGCGAGUUCGGCGGAUUCGGCAACCCGCUCGACAAGCAGUUCAAAUGCCCCGUGUGCGAGAAAUUCAAGAGCGCACAGGUGGUCGAUUUUAUUUUGCACCUGUACAAGGAGAAGAAGGUAAAGAGAUUCAGGUGCCGAAAAUGUUCGGCCACCUCCGUUGCCUACGAUAUCAUGCGCCGUCACAUGACUAAGUUGCAUGAUACCCCCACCCCGUGGGAAGACAUUAGGCGGCUGCCGCGUCACAAAAAACUCGAAGCCUGGAUACAGUUGCUGCUGCGCGCGCAGGCAGAUGAAAUAAUCCGCAAAUGCGGCGCAGUACCUGCUGUAAUUGACGAUAACGAAAAGAUUAUUCGCGCGUGCAAGUUUUGCGAUCUAAAGUUUUCAAGCGAAGGUCGUCUGGAAGAGCACCAUUUGGUGCACUGGAGGAAAAAGCCGUUUAGGUGCGGCUUGUGUAAAUUUGACGAUGUAAGGCGCGAAAAAGUGGUCGAGCAUUGGAAGAGAGAGCACACAGGCGAGUGUGCAGUCUCCAUUAGAGCACCUCUGGUCGCGGUGGUUCUCGCGAGCAAAGACGAAAGCGAUAAACAAUCGCAUAAAGAGGCUGAGAAAGAGCUCGACCUCAAAAAAAUUAAAACCACCCUGCCAGUGAAUCAGCUGGGUUUUAACGUGACUGCGGAACAGUUGGGCAACAUUGUCGACCUAAAUUGUUACGUGGAAGUGGAAAAAUACGUCCCCGAAGAAAUCUAAACAUUUCCUGACACGUCGACGAUUUUUAAACCUUGGACCAUGCACCUACACUUUCUAAAAGUCUUAAUGGUCUUUUUUGAAAUUUAUCCCCAAUUGAGCUGUGAUAAAUUAUUAGUUUUAAAUUGAUAAUUUAGGUUUAAAAACUUGUUUGGUUUCAAUGUUUUAAACGAUUUUGUUGAUCUAGUUUUAAUAUGUAAAACGUUUGAGUUACGUUUAAUCUUUUC